UAGUAAUCUUUUUCUCUCAGCGCCGCAAACCUCACUCACUCUCAGGCCUCAGCGCGGCACCGCCGGUUCUCGCCCCGUCUUCCUCUUCUCUCACCACCACAACCGUCCUCUCAACUUCUCUCCCAACCUCUCUCUCUCUCUCGCUCACAACUCACAAGUUUUCUCUCACGUCCUCCCUUCUUCAACUUCGCAAUCACAACUUCUCCACUCAUCCUCUCACAAUUUCUCUGUAGUACAAUGUCUUGCACCACUACUUUCAAUGUUGGAUUUUCUAAGCCACUUGGGUUCAGAAACAAUUUUACUUUUCACAAAUCUUCUACUCACUUAUUAAAGACCUUCAAUUUGAGCUUCACUGAUCAUAGUUUUAGUUUGUGUAAUUCGCAUUCGAGCUCAUUCCGAAGUGUUUUGAAUUGUGUUGCUCAGAGUUCAGAGCAAUCAGCUUCUGUUGGGGUUGAUACAAAAAACAAUUCUAAAGAAAAGGUGGUUGUUCUGGUUAUUGGUGGAGGGGGACGUGAACAUGCACUUUGCUAUGCGUUGCAACGAUCACCGUCGUGUGAAAGUGUAUUAUGUGCUCCCGGCAAUGCAGGAAUUGCCAGCUCAGGAAAUGCGACGUGCAUCUCAGAACUCGAUGUUUAUGAUGGUGCAGCUGUAGAGUCAUUUUGUCGGGAGCGGGGGGUGGGGCUAGUUGUUGUGGGACCUGAGGCUCCGCUUGUUGCAGGUUUAUCAAAUUAUUUAGGUAAGGCUGGAAUCCCAACUUUUGGUCCUUCUGCAGAGGCUGCUGCUCUAGAAGGUUCUAAGAAUUUCAUGAAGCAUUUGUGCGACAAGUACAAUAUUCCAACUGCCAAGUACAAAACGUUUACAGACCCAUCUGCUGCAAAGCAAUAUAUUCAAGAAGAAGGAGUGCCGAUUGUUGUCAAAGCAGAUGGAUUGGCUGCUGGUAAAGGAGUUACUGUUGCCAUGACACUGGAAGAAGCAUAUGAAGCAGUUGAUUCAAUGCUGGUGAAGGGUGAUUUUGGUUCUGCAGGUUGUCGUGUCAUUGUUGAGGAAUUUUUAGAAGGAGAAGAAGUGUCUUUUUUUGCUUUGGUUGAUGGAGAAAAUGCAAUUCCAUUAGAAUCUGCUCAGGACCACAAGAGAGUUGGUGAUGGUGACACAGGGCCAAAUACUGGCGGCAUGGGUGCAUACUCUCCUGCUCCUAUAUUAACCAAGGAACUUCAAUCUAUAGUAAUGGAUUCUAUUAUCAUGCCAACCGUAAAAGGAAUGUCUGCAGAAGGUUGCAAGUUUAUUGGUGUUUUAUAUGCUGGGCUUAUGAUCGAGAAGAAAUCUGGCAUGCCUAAGUUAAUUGAGUACAACGUGCGAUUUGGUGAUCCAGAGUGCCAGGUCUUGAUGGUUCGGUUGGAGUCUGAUUUGGUGCAAGUUCUGCUUGCAGCUUGCAGGGGAGAGUUGAGUGGUGUAUCACUGGAUUGGUCUCCCGGGUCUGCUAUGGUUGUGGUAAUGGCAAGUAAAGGAUAUCCUGGUUCAUAUGAGAAGGGAACUAUAAUUGAAAACCUUGAAGAAGCUGAGCUUGUUGCUCCAGGUAUCAAGAUAUUCCAUGCUGGAACUGCUUUUGAUUCUGAAGGAAGAUUUAUUGCAACUGGGGGGCGUGUUCUUGGGGCUACUGCCAAGGGAAAUGAUCUUGAAGAGGCACGUGAUCGAGCUUAUCAAGCUGUUGAAAAUGUUAAAUGGCCAGGAGGCUUCUAUCGCCGAGAUAUUGGGUGGAGAGCCCUUCCUCAGAAACAUGCCACAAAGGUGUAAACUACUCUGACAAGGUUAGUAAUAGACAUGGUCAACAAUCAAUAACCGUGAAUCGGAUUACAAACCUAGGGCAUCUCCUAGAUAAGAAAGGGUAAUCCAUAGUUGAUGUACCUUGUAAUUUAUUUUUUGUACAACAGUUUUGAUAGGACAAAUGAUGAUUAGAUUGAGACUUGAGAGUGAUACAGAUUGAUUUUCAACAAAAACUGUCCCACCUUGGUAUUUUUUGUGCCCACAGAGCAGAAAGACACCUAGUAAAGUUGACAGUGAACCGAGUAUUUGUUUUAUU
Messenger RNA from Trifolium pratense (red clover), 2077 nucleotides. RefSeq names its product phosphoribosylamine--glycine ligase. The transcript has 5 exons. Gene Ontology annotation, molecular function: phosphoribosylamine-glycine ligase activity; metal ion binding; ATP binding. NCBI's taxonomy places the organism in Eukaryota, Viridiplantae, Streptophyta, Magnoliopsida, Fabales, Fabaceae. Gene Ontology annotation, biological process: purine nucleobase biosynthetic process. Bases 238 to 1791 code for a protein of 517 amino acids. The record is from RefSeq and is a predicted model, not a curated record.